Molecule: messenger RNA, 1876 nt
Organism: Carcharodon carcharias (great white shark)
Lineage: Eukaryota; Metazoa; Chordata; Chondrichthyes; Lamniformes; Lamnidae
Product: potassium/sodium hyperpolarization-activated cyclic nucleotide-gated channel 4-like
Biological process (GO): transmembrane transport; potassium ion transport
Cellular component (GO): membrane
Molecular function (GO): voltage-gated potassium channel activity
Source: RefSeq, a predicted model, not a curated record
AUGUCCUGGGCAAAGGGGCAGGGGGUGAACAGUGAUGCCCAGCAGAGUGACGGAGCUGAACAUUUACUUCACCAUUUCCCUGGUCCUGCCAAGAUACUGAGGCCAAAUGUGUCCCCAUUUCAUGCCCCUGGUCCCCCCGAGCCCCCAGGACUGGGAGCUGGAAGAGAAGCAGCUGAUGGAUGGAGAGGCCAGUCUGCAGGAGGCUGGCCAGGGGAGCCCAGACUCCAGGCACAAGCCAGCGGCAACCCUGCAGAAAGAGGCGUCCCACUGCCCACACAAGGCAGUGGCUUUCCUAAGAAAGCACAGGGAUCGUGUGAGCAGAUCCUGCCUGAGGAUCAGGAGCUGUCCGGGCCUGGCAACACCUUCAUGCACAGGCAGAUCAGUGCCAUGCUUCAGCCCGGAGUGAACAAAUUCUCCCUCCGCAUGUUUGGCAGCCACAAGGCAGUGGAGAUUGAGCAGGAGAGGGUUAAAUCUGCGGGCUUUUGGAUCAUUCACCCCUACAGUGACUUCAGGUUUUACUGGGAUCUUGCUAUGCUGCUGCUCAUGGUGGGGAAUCUAAUCAUCCUGCCGGUGGGAAUCACCUUUUUUAAGGACGAGAACACCCCUCCAUGGAUUGUCUUCAAUGUGGUUUCGGACACCUUCUUCCUCAUUGACCUGGUGUUGAACUUCCGGACAGGCAUUGUGGUGGAAGACAACACCGAGAUCAUCCUCGACCCUCACACCAUCAAGAUGAAAUACCUGAAGAGCUGGUUCCUGGUGGACUUUGUAUCUUCCAUCCCGGUCGACUACGUCUUCCUCAUCGUGGACCUGGAGACCAGGGUGGAUUCCGAGGUCUAUAAGACAGCCAGAGCCCUGAGGAUUGUGCGCUUUGCCAAGAUCCUCAGCUUGCUGCGACUCCUGCGCCUCUCACGUCUCAUCCGAUACAUCCACCAGUGGGAGGAGAUCUUUCACAUGACCUAUGAUCUUGCCAGUGCGGUGGUGAGGAUUGUAAACCUGAUUGGCAUGAUGUUGCUGCUGUGUCAUUGGGAUGGAUGUCUCCAGUUCCUUGUGCCCAUGCUCCAGGAUUUCCCCGAGGAUUGCUGGGUCUCCAUCAACCACAUGGUGAAUGAUUCCUGGGGGAAACAGUACUCCCACGCCCUCUUCAAGGCGAUGAGUCACAUGCUGUGUAUUGGCUACGGUCAACAGGCUCCUAAGGGGAUGACUGACGUCUGGCUAACCAUGCUCAGCAUGAUCGUGGGGGCAACCUGCUACGCCAUGUUCAUCGGACACGCCACUGCCCUCAUCCAGUCUCUCGAUUCAUCCCGACGGCAAUACCAGGAGAAGUACAAGCAAGUGGAACAGUACAUGUCCUUCCACAAGCUGCCAGCGGAAAUGCGCCAACGAAUCCACGAAUACUACGAGCACCGUUAUCAGGGGAAGAUGUUUGAGGAAGAGAAUAUUCUGGGAGAGCUCAGCGUCCCUCUGAGAGAGGAAAUUGUUAACUUCAAUUGCCGGAACCUCGUUGCUACGAUGCCUCUAUUUGCCAAUGCUGACCCCAAUUUUGUCACUGCCAUGCUAACCAAGCUUCGUUUCGAAGUCUUUCAACCUGCUGACUACAUCGUGCGUGAGGGCACAGUUGGCAAGAAGAUGUAUUUCAUCCAGCACGGAGUGGUCAGCAUCCUAACCAAAGGCAGCAAGGAGACCAAGCUGUCUGACGGCUCCUACUUUGGAGAGAUCUGUCUGUUAACCCGCGGCAGGAGAACAGCUAGUGUCCGAGCUGAUACUUACUGCAGACUCUACUCACUGUCUGUCGAUCAUUUUAACGAGGUGUUGGAGGAGUACCCCAUGAUGCGGAGAGCCUUUGAAACCGUGGCAAUGGACCGACUCACCAGGAUAG